Daphnia pulicaria is the source of this 972-nucleotide messenger RNA. RefSeq lists its product as uncharacterized. Bases 46 to 846 code for a protein of 266 amino acids. NCBI's taxonomy places the organism in Eukaryota, Metazoa, Arthropoda, Branchiopoda, Diplostraca, Daphniidae. Gene Ontology annotation, cellular component: extracellular matrix. The record is from RefSeq and is a predicted model, not a curated record. The transcript is spliced from 3 exons.
GAUCGAUUUAGGUCCCCAGCUAAGCUUUCUUUCAUUUUCAACGGUAUGGAACUCUCCGUCAAGGGCAUUUUUCUGCUGAUUUGCAUGGCCGCCUAUACUCAGUGUGAUGAACUCCCAGUCGAAACACCGGCAGUAUCUAAAUCGGCGCCACUUUUAGCUCCUGUCCGUCCCCAGCCUCUUCUCCCACCUGCUGCUGUCGCCGCUAGCGCAGACUAUGGAUUCCGCUACGCGGUCAACGACUUUAAAGGCAACGAGCAUUCGCACCAGCAGAGACGCGUCGGCAAUUCAGUCACCGGCCAGUACAAAGUCUUGUUGCCCGACGGCCGAUUGCAGACGGUUACGUACAUCGCCGACGAGAACGGCUACCGGGCCAAAGUGGAUUACACUCCUGGCCGUCCGGGAGAGGCUACCACAGCUGGCCUUGGCGUCCCGCCGCCUCCGCAGCAAGGGCCAUUAAGACCCGGGCCAUUCAACGUUGUCCCGUUUGCCGCCCAGAAAAAUGCUGAUGCCGAAAUGGCCGCUGUUGAAGAGACGCAAGGACAGAGUCCGCUCCUGCGGCGAGGUGACGCCGUUACCAAGGAGGAUAUCCUUGAUGUUGAACAAGUUGAUCUUCCAUCAGUCGGCGAUGAUGCAAGUGAGGCGGAUGAAGAUCAUGAACGUCCGACUGUCAAGAGAGGCACCAGGAGACUCGGGUCCAUGGCACCAAUCAGGCUGGAGGCCUAUCCAACUUACAGCAGCCGAGCUGGCCGCGUUCGAUUCAACACGGAUUACACCAGAGAACCUCGGGUAGUCGGCCCCAUUCUCAGUUAUAGAUCACCCUACACCUUAGCCCGUUUCGCCUAUUAGUAUUGACUUUCCCCAAUCAACAGAGGGACUAGUACACGGUAUAUGAUUAAAGUACUCGUUCGUCGAAUGUCGACAGACUAAACAGAAACUAAAUUGAUUGAACUGCAAUACACCGGACCCAUUUUU